AUGAAGAUCUCCAUUUCUACGGGCAUCGUCGCUGGCGCGCUGCUAGCAGUCGCUGCUCUCCCCUCUGCGUUUGGAGAAUCGGAUACUGCGGCACUCGGCGCUCAUCUCAAUGAGUACGGAACUAUCGUGCGAUCGCUGAGAGGCAGCACACCCAAUGAGGCGGACGACCCCGAGGAAGAAAGGAGCCCCAUGAACUGGAUGGGCGACUUGGUCUCCCUGCAAAAGGAUAGUGCGCUCUUGACAGGGAUCGCGCAAUCUCUCCGUUCUCACGACAACGUCGAGGGUGUUUUCAAGAUUGAGAGUUUGGCAGUCGCACCCAUCAGCGCAGAGAAUGUGUUUCAGGAGCACUUGGCGAAAGAGUUGUUGUCGAGUCGCGAGUUCCUGGAGUGGUAUCAAAACGCGAAAGAGGUUGUGAGGAGCAGCGAGUUCGCGGCGUUCAACCACCUCGAGGCGGCCCUUGGCGCACAUGAUUUGGCAGUCAUGAUUGAUCUCGUGCGAUCGAAAAAGCUGAAAGUACCGAGGGAUGCCAAAAAGGUGAUUGAAGAGCUCGAGAAGAAACAGUUCGAAAAGUGGGUGCUAUCGGGUUAUUCGCAAGAAGUCGUUUCGGAAACGAUCCUACGCCAGCCCGAGGGAACGAUCCAUCCGAUCGCUGACAAGUACGAAGCGUACGUCACUAACAACCGACGCAAAAAGGGGUUCAUAUGGACCCCAUAA
Messenger RNA from Hyaloperonospora brassicae, 714 nucleotides. The record is from the annotation of a GenBank genome assembly. NCBI's taxonomy places the organism in Eukaryota, Oomycota, Peronosporomycetes, Peronosporales, Peronosporaceae.